UUUACAUCAGCCGUACACAUGUUGUAAAGUCAACAUAUGUUUAAAUGAUUAUUAAGUUGCCAUUAAGAUUGUAUAAUCGUAUCAUUCGUUCAUUUCUGACAUUAUUUUUCUGUUUGAAUUAUUUCCCGACCAAAACAGCUGAAGUAGUGUAUCAUACACCAUUUAAUUUAGGUGCUACAAGAGUUCCGGUUCCACUGAAACUUACAGAUACCUGUUCUGUGAUUGACAUGUCAAAACAACAGUCAUGUAAAGACGUCACAGUUCAUGCAGCUCAUAUUGAGGAAGUUCACAAUGUACCAUUAAAUGUUAUCAUCCGGCCAAUACCGUCCAUCUUAGAAGAGGAGAAGGUUGACUCUCUUAUGCUUACAAUACAGGAGAACGAAGAAAAAGUUCCACCAAUCGAUGUUCUUUGGAUACAGGGAAAAAAUGGCGGAAAUUAUUUUUAUUCUUUUGGAGGGUGUCAUAGAUUUGAGGCAUACAAGAGACUUCAGAGACAAACAAUUCCUUGUAAAUUGUUUAGGUCAACUAUAAAUGACCUUCGGACUUAUCUCGGGGGAUCUACUCCAGAUCUGUUGUAAUAAUUGGGACGUAGUUUGGAGGAUCUACUCCAAAUCUGUUGUAGUACGAGUAACUUACUGGCAAUUCAUAGCUCUCAAUUUGAGCUGGUUGCAUUCCGAUCUGUGAUGUUCAAUGUAUUUAAUAAUAAUCAGAUAUAAACGGGUACUAAUAAUGCACUAUUCUAACCCGAGGGAUUGACGGUAUAAUAUUUAUGCAGUUUUUUAAAACUUUUGUUUGAUAUCUAUGUUUGUCAGGGACCCAGAUCACAUGGUCAUCAUGGUUAUACUAACAAUUAUACAUGUACAUUUGAAGGGAAUUGACAUUACAUUUGUUAAUGCUG
Messenger RNA from Mytilus californianus (California mussel), 898 nucleotides. Its product is annotated as sulfiredoxin-1-like. Lineage: Eukaryota; Metazoa; Mollusca; Bivalvia; Mytilida; Mytilidae. Bases 45 to 578 code for a protein of 177 amino acids. Gene Ontology annotation, cellular component: cytoplasm. Gene Ontology annotation, molecular function: sulfiredoxin activity. The transcript is spliced from 2 exons. The record is from RefSeq and is a predicted model, not a curated record. Gene Ontology annotation, biological process: cellular response to oxidative stress.